AUGUUCACUUCAGAGAAAGGGGUUGUGGAGGAAUGGUUGUCAGAGUUUAAGACACUACCAGAAGCAUCUUUACCAAAUUAUGCCACAAAUUUGAAAGAUAAGAGUUCUUUAGUUUCAUCUCUUUAUAAAGUUAUCCAGGAGCCACAAAGUGAGUUGCUAGAACCUGUCUGUCACCAGCUCUUUGAAUUCUAUCGCAGUGGAGAGGAGAAGUUACUUCGAUUUACACUGCAGUUUCUUCCAGAACUGAUUUGGUGCUACCUAGCCGUCUCGGCAAGCAGAAAUGUGCACAGCAGUGGAUGCAUUGAAGCUCUUCUUCUAGGGGUUUAUAAUUUGGAAAUAGUUGACAAACAAGGACAUAGCAAAGUAUUGAGUUUUACGAUUCCAUCUUUAUCCAAACCAUCUGUAUAUCAUGAACCUUCCAGCAUUGGUUCCAUGGCUCUGACUGAGAGUGCACUAUCCCAGCAUGGUUUGUCAAAAGUUGUGUACAGUGGACCUCACCCCCAAAGAGAGAUGCUAACAGCACAGAAUAGGUUUGAAGUAUUGACAUUCCUUUUGUUGUGUUACAAUGCUGCCUUAACCUAUAUGCCCAGUGUUUCUCUUCAAUCAUUGUGUCAGAUUUGUUCAAGAAUCUGUGUUUGUGGAUAUCCCAAACAACAUGUAAGAAAAUACAAAGGUGUAAGUAGCAGGAUACCAGUUUCUUCAGAAUUCAUGGUGCAGAUGUUAACAGGGAUUUAUUUUGCUUUUUAUAAUGGAGAAUGGGAUCUAGCUGAAAAAGCAUUGGAUGAUAUUAUUUACAGAGCCCAGUUAGAAUUAUAUCCAGAGCCAUUGCUGGUUGCUAAUGCAAUAAAAGCUUCAUUGCCUCAUGGUGCCAUGAAAUCUAGUAAGGAGGGUACAAGGUGUAUUCAAGUUGAAAUCACACCAACUGCCUCUAGAAUAUCAAGAAAUGCAGUAACCAGCAUGUCAAUAAGAGGUCAUCGGUGGAAAAGACAUGGAAAUACAGAAUUAACAGACCAAGAAGAACUGAUGGACAUAUCUGAAGUUGAUGAGGGAUUUUAUUCCAGGGCUGCAUCUAGUACCAGCCAGUCAGGCUUAUCAAACAGUAGUCACAAUUCUAGUAACAAGACAAGUGUAGGAAAGACUCAGAGACGGUCGGGAGGAAACAAAACUGGAGGAAAAGAAAAAGAAACCACAGGGGAGUCGUGCAAAGAUCACUUUGCUCGAAAACAAACUCAGAGAGCCCAAAGUGAGAAUCUUGAGCUUCUCUCUUUGAAGAGACUUACAUUAACAACCAGCCAGUCCCUGCCUAAACCUAACAGCCAUGGUUUGGCUAAGACUGCUGCGACUGUAUUUAGUAAAUCCUUUGAGCAAGUCAGUGGUGUCACAGUCCCACAUAACCCAUCAGCUGUUGUUGGCUGUGGCACUGGGACAGAUGCCAACAGGUUUUCUGCUUGUAGUCUCCAAGAAGAAAAGCUUAUUUACGUUUCUGAAAGGACUGAACUUCCAAUGAAGCACCAAUCAGGUCAGCAGAGACCUCCUAGUAUUAGCAUUACGUUGUCCACAGAUUAA
Pipistrellus nathusii (Nathusius's pipistrelle) is the source of this 1566-nucleotide messenger RNA. Lineage: Eukaryota; Metazoa; Chordata; Mammalia; Chiroptera; Vespertilionidae. The record is from the annotation of a GenBank genome assembly.